UUACUAACAUCAGUCAGACUCCAUGGAACACAGUGAUUACAGAUUUCCAAAUAUGAAGAUAGGAGUUUGAAGCAGAGUUGGAAAGACUCGCACCUCCGUUUGUUGGAGUCCAUUAUCAGCUGACUCCUCCCUCAGCCUGACAGCCGUCACCUCCUCACCUUCCUCCUCCGGCCUCCUCUGGUCACGUUGCUCCCUUCGCCACCGUCACAAUCAAAGUCGCUCCUCUUCAUUGGCUUCUUUGGUUCCCGAAUAUCAAAAUGACCGCCUGCGUGGACGGAGACGAUGACUUUCAGUUUCUACGAACGGGAGAUGAGGUGGUUCUGCAGAGUACCUUCACCUCUCACUCCCUUCACCUCUCGGCAGGAACAUGUGAAGUUCUGUCUGGCUGCAGAGGGAUUUGGCAGCAAACUCUGCCGACUGGAGUCCACGUCCAACCGCAAGAACGUUCCUCCAGAUCUGUCCAUAUGUGGCUUCAUCCUGUCCCAGUGUCUCUCCGUCCGAGCCCUGCAGGAGACGCUGGCCCACACUGAACACCUGGCUGCAGAGACAGGAGCUGGAGGAAACCACCGUACACUUCUUUAUGGCCAGGCUGUACUGUUCCUGCACUCGUACAGUGGCAUGUAUCUCAGCUGCUUGUCUUCGUCCCAGUCUUCAGCCGACAAACUGGCGUUUGAUGUCGGUCUGCAGGAGGAUAGAGCAGGUGAGGCGUGCUGGUGGACAAUCCACCCAGCGUCCAGGCAGAGGUCAGAGGGUGAGAAAGUGCGUGUGGGAGAUGACCUGAUACUGGUCAACGUGUCCUCAGAGAGAUAUCUGCACAUGUCCUUUGGUGCAGCCGUUGAUAACAGGAGCUUGAGUGACAGCCUGAUUGUGAAUGCAGCCUUCCAGCAGACUCUCUGGAGUGUUGCUCCCAUCUGCUCUGGAGGUGGAGUCGCUCCAGGAUACCUGAGAGGUGGCGAUACUCUGAGGCUGCUCCACAGCCACAGUGACUCCUGUCUGACUGUUCCCUCCACCGAGCAGGGAGAAGAGCAGCAAAGGAUGAUGUAUUAUGAGAGCGGCUCUGUCUCCAGCCAUGCACGUUCUCUCUGGAGGCUGGAGAUCCUCUACGUUGCUUGGAGUGGCAGACACACCCGCUGGGGUCAGCCUUUCAGACUGUGCCACGUGACGACUGGACGGUACCUGGGUCUGACAGAGGAGCGAGGCCUGCACCUGGUGAAUCGAGACAGAGCCGACGUCAACACGACCUCCUUCUGUUUCCGCUCCUCCAAGGAGAAGCUGGAGUCCAGCACCAAACCCAGUGCUGAUGGUAUGGGUGUCCCGGAGAUCAAAUAUGGAGAUUCCAAUUGUUUGGUUCAACAUGUUGACUCUGGGCUUUGGCUCACCUACCAAUCAUCUAGCGCCGUGUCAUCUCGUAUGGGAGUAACUCAGAGGAAGGCCGUUCUGCACGGUGAGGGCCACAUGGACGACGGGCUGACGCUGUCACGCUCUCAGACGGAAGAGUCCCACACGGCCAGACUCAUUCGCAGCGCUGUUCUUCUCUUUACUCGUUUCAUCAGAAACCUGGAAGGUUUCUGCCAUCCAGGAAGCCUGUCCAUGGAGACGGUCAAGUGUAGUCUACAGGAUCUAAUAAAGUACUUCCAGCCUCAACUGGAAGGACUAGGACACGGAGCCAGACAGAACGUGACAGCAGCUGUGAGGAAUCGCCAAAACAUGUUCCAAGAUGAGGGUGUGGUGGUUUUGGUGCUGGAUUGCAUUGAUCGUCUUCACCAAUACAGCUUUGCGUCACAUUUUGCUGAAACUGCUCAGAGUGAGUUGGGAGAAGAAUGGGAGACGACAAUCAGCAGUUUCUAUCAGCUCCUGGCUGCUCUGAUCCGGGGAAAUCGUGCAAACUGUGCACGUUUCUCAAGUUCCAUAGAUUGGCUGAUUGGUAGACUUGACCAAGUGGAGGCCUCUACUGGAGCUUUGGAGGUUCUUCACUGUGUACUGGUGGAAAGUCCUGAAGUUCUCAACGUAGUCAAAGAAGAACACAUCAACGCCAUCGUCUCUUUUCUAGAACAACACGGCCGUAGCCCUAAGGUUCUGGAGGUGCUGCGAUCUCUGUGUGUGUGCGCCGACGUGGCGGUGCGGUCCAAUCAGAACCACAUCUGUGACAGCCUGCUGCCAGACAGAGACCUGCUGCUCCAAACACGUCUGGUUAAUCAGGUCACCAGCAUGAGACCAAACAUCCUUCUGGCAGUGGGAGAAGAUUCCGCUCAGCCCCGCAGAUGGUACUAUGAGCUGGUGGUGGAUCAUGUUGACCCUUUUCUCACACCUGAUCCCACUCACCUGCGUGUCGGCUGGGCUUGCAACGAGGGGUACCACCCCAGACCCAGUGGAGGAGACGGGUGGGGGGGCAACGGAGUGGGAGACGACCUGUGUUCUUAUGGCUUUGACGGGCUUCACCUCUGGUCAGGCUGCGUUGGUCGCAGAGUCAACUCUCCCUGCCCUCACCUGCUGAAGAACGCCGACGUGGUCAGCUGCUGUCUUGACCUCACCGCUCCCUGCAUCUCUUUCCGGGUCAACGGUCUACCUGUGCAGGGCAUGUUGGAGAACUUCAGUGUCAGUGGCCCUCUUCACCCUGUGGUCAGCUUCUCUGCUGGAGUCAGGUUUCGGUUCCUGUUCGGGGGAAGACACGGAGAGUUCCGCUUCCUGCCGCCGCCUGGCUUUGCACCGUGCACUGAAGCUCUGCUGCCUAGAAUGAAGCUGAAAGUGGAGCCGUGUCAGAAAUACAUUUUGGACCAGGAGCUCGUCGGCCCCUCCAUGCCCGUCACUCCAGUGGUCUUCACUCCAGCACCAGUAGAUAUCAGCAAGACUCCUCUGCCACCUCAACUUGAGGACAUACGGGAGAAAAUGGCUGAGAACAUCCAUGAACUCUGGGCAAUGGACAAGAUAAAUCAAGGCUGGACAUAUGGACCUAUCAGAGACGAGAACAAACGACUGGAUCCUUGUCUGGUGGAGUUCUUCAGUCUCCCAGAGCAGGAGAGGAACCAGAACCUUCAGGUGGCCCAGGACACCCUCAGAACUCUUCUCGCCUUUGGAUUCCAAAUUGCUUUGACUGAUGACAGAGCUGCAGAAAAAGUCAAAUACACAAGACUCGGUAGCAGGUUUGAACUGCCCAGUGGCUACAGACCUGCCCCGGUUGACUUGAGUCAUGUUGCUCUGAGUCCAUCCCACGAGGACGUUGUUAACAUGCUGGCAGAGAACGAUCACAACGUCUGGGCCAGAGACAGAGUCAAACAGGGUUGGACUUAUGGGCCGCAGCAGGAUAUUAAAGCUAAGAGGAGCCCGUUCCUGGUACCUUACAGCCUCCUUGAGGAGAGGAGCAGGAAACUGGGCCGAGAGAAUGUGAGAGAUGCGGUCUGUACCCUGCUGGUCUACGGUUACAGCCUGGAGCCCCUCAGCCCAGAAUGGAACACAUCACACAGACGUCUUCAGUCUGUUGAGAAGUGCAGAGUGUUCCGACCAGAUAAAUCGUACGCUGUGAUCCAGGGAAAGUGGUACUUUGAAUUUGAAGUUCUGACAGCAGGGAGUAUGAGAGUGGGCUGGGCCAGACCGGGCUGUGGUCCUGAUAAAGAGCUGGGCUCAGAUGAUCAGGCGUUCACCUUUGAUGGAUCUGAGGCUCAGUGGUGCCACCAGGGUGCAGAACCCCUGGGACGGACAUGGCAGAAGGGUAAUGUGGUCGGAUGUUUGUUGGAUAUGGAUGAACGAACCAUGGUGGUCACGCUGAACGGAGAGGUGCUGUUUAAUGACAGAGGAUCUGAGCUGGUGGCCAAGGACUUCGAAGCCAAAGACGGCUUGCUGCCGGUGGUUAGCGUCGGUGUGAACCAGGUUGGCAGACUGAACCUGGGACGACACGCGGACUCUCUGCAGUUCUUCACCGUGUGUGGUCAGCAGGAGGGCUACAGACCGUUUGCUGCCAACAUGGCCAGAGACCCGGCUCUGUGGAUGAGCUGGAGACAGCCUCAGUUUGUCUCCAUCCAACCAGAUGAUCCCAACUUUCAGGUCACGAAAAUGAAUGCCCCCCCGGAGUCGUCUCCCAGACUCAGGGUCUCUGAGCGGGUGUUUGUCCAACAUGGUGAAGGCAGUGGGAUGACCUUCUACAGACUCAGCGUGGCGGUUGAUUGCGCCCCUGUCCUCAGCAGUCCUGCAGCCAACGUGCUGCCAUCGGUCGCCAACGCGCUGCCUCCAGGAAGGAGAGAUCAGGACGAAGUGGACUCUGACUUUGAAGUGCUGAUGAAGACGGCUCACAGCUUUGGCGGCUCAAGAGACGAGCUUAACCGCAAGGAUCACGGCCCAGACAAAACAUCCAGACUAAAGCAGAGGUUUCUGUUGAAGAAGUCUAAACCAGGCCUCGUCAGCAGCAACUCAUCAGCACGCCUCCUCGAAGACGUACUUGUUGACAGAGAUAACAAUCAUCGACAAAUACAGAACUCCAGAUAUUACUAUUCCGUCAGGAUUCUUCCAGGCCAGGAGCCGCUGAAUGUGUGGGUCGGCUGGGUGACCUCUGACUUUCAUGAUGAUGACAUGACAUUUGACACUGACUGUGUCAACACCGUGACUGUCACCCUGGGGGACGACAGUGGAAAAGUCCAGGAAAGCAUGAAGCGCUGCAGCUGCUACAUGGUUUGUGCAGGAGAAGCCACGGGUUUGACCCAGAGUCGAAAAAGUGCCGGUUUAGAAAUUGGCUGUUUGAUUGACACGUCCAUGGGGCUGCUCACGUUUACCUCCAGUGGAGUGGAGAUGACCACCUACUACCAGGUGGAGGCCAACACUAAACUGUUCCCUGCUGUGUUUGUGAAGCCUACGACCAGCAGCAUGUUCCAGUUUGAACUGGGAAGUAUGAAGAACGUGACUCCACUGUCAGGUCUGCUUCGCAGUCAAAGCACAAACACCUCUCCUCAGUGUCCUCCCAGGGUUCAGGUCCAACAGCUGAGCCCGGUCACAUGGACUAGAGUACCAGACCAGGCGUUACCGGUGUUGGUGGAGCGACCAGAUGAGCACUGUGGCUGGGCCGUGGAGUGUUCUGAGCCUCGGCAGGUCCUGAACCUACACAUACCUGAUGAAAACAGGAGUGUUGACAUUUUGGAGUUGUCUGAACUCGAUGAACUCCUGACCUUUCACCACCACACCCUCCUCCUCUACGCCUCCUUGUGCACCCUGGGGAACACCAGAGUGUGCCACGCCCUCUGCAGCCACGUAGACCAGUCCCAGAUCCUUCAUGCGGUUCAGAAUCCUAACCUGCCCGGUCCACUGCGCUCUGGUUUUUACCAGCUCCUCACUGAGAUUUACCUGAGUGGUCACACCACAGCCUGUCUCACCAUGAACCAGGAAUACAUCGUACCCAUGACCGAACAAACCAGACGAGUCGCCCUUCGUCCCAGCCCUGCUGACGCUGGUCGAACUCCUGCCACCAUUCCCAGCACACGUCUGAAACCACAGAUGCAUUUUUCAACUCCUUGUUUUGUGAGAGCGGAAGAAGAUGGUGAAAAAACGCUCUGCGGUCCAGAUAUUACCGACAGCCCAGAAAUGUCUCUGGACAUCCUGAAGAGUCUGACCGUGGAGAUGCUGACGGAAGCAGUGUGGGCCGUGGGUCAGGAUGUGAGGGAUCCUGUAGGAGGCAGCGUUGAGCUUCUGCUUGUUCCACUUAUAAGACUUUUCCACGACCUCCUUGUGAUGGGGGUGUUGGAGGACCAGGAUCUGGGAACAGUUCUGUGUCUCAUUGAGCCUCAGGUCUUCUCUGUCGAUGGUGAACCGUCUGAGGAAGACGGAAACGAUGUUUCUGCUAAAGGUCUUCUUCACAUGAAGCUUCCAGAGGCGGUCAAACUCGAGCUCUGCCGUCUGCUGUCGUACCUGUGUGACAGUCAGCUGGGUCACAGGGUCGAGGCCGUGGUCGCCUUUUCCGACUCCUUCGUGGGGCAGCUACAGGAGAACCAACGCUUACGCUACCACCAGGUCAUGCGGGCUUUUAACAUGUCUGCUGCCCUAACUGCACGGAAAACCAAGGAGUUCCGCUCCCCCCCUCAGGAGCAGAUCAACAUGAUGCUGAGCUUCAGAGAUGAGGAGCAGCAGGAGGACGGGUGUCCCUGUCCCGCGGACGUCCGACAGCUCCUGCUGGACUUUCACCGCAGCCUGAGCGCACACUGUGGAGCUGAAUUACACAGUGACUCAGAGGGUGAAGAGGAAGCUGAGAUGUCUGUAAAAGAUUGGCUGCUCAGUCUGGUGGUGAGAGGCUCCGAAGCGGCAAAGUCUUCAGCAGAAGUCGAGGAGCGGAAACUGCAGAGAGACAAACCCCUCCAGAAGCUCGUCUCUGAGACCAUGGCACGGUGGACUAAAGACAGUGACAUGGAAGACCCUGAACUGGUCAGAGCUGUCUUCUCACUGCUGCACCGCCAGUACCAGGGUCUUAGUGGUCAAAUGUCAGGGCCUCUGACCAGAGCCUACACCAUCAGCCAGGCCUCCGUGGACGACACCACGGCUCUUCUCUCGUCUCUGGCCCAGAUCCGCUCCCUGCUCAGUGUCCGCAUGGGGAAAGAAGAGGAGAAGCUGAUGAUCAGAAGACUUGGAGACAUCAUGAAUAAUAAAGUUUUCUAUCAACACCCGGAUCUAAUGAGAGCGCUGGGGAUGCAUGAGACGGUGAUGGAGGUGAUGGUUAAUGUUCUCGGGGAAGGAGAGUCAAAGGAGAUAGUCUUCCCCAAGAUGGUGGCGAGCUGCUGUCGGUUCCUUUGCUAUUUUUGUCGCAUCAGUCGUCACAACCAGGGGGCGCUGUUCGAGCAUCUGAGCUACCUGCUGGAGAACAGCAGUGUUGGACUGGCGUCACCGUCCAUGCGUGGAGCCACUCCUCUGGACGUGGCUGCGGCCUCUGUAAUGGACAAUAACGAACUGGCCUUAGCACUGAAGGAACCAGACCUGGAGAAGGUGGUGCACUACCUGGCCGGCUGUGGUCUCCAGAGUUGUCCACUGCUGCUGGAGAAAGGCUACCCUGACAUUGGAUGGAACCCCGUGGAGGGAGAGCGAUACCUGAACUUUCUGCGUUUCGCUGUUUUCUGCAAUGGUGAGAGUGUGGAAGAGAACGCCUACGUGGUGUUGAGACUGCUGAUCCGUCGGCCCGAGUGUUUCGGUCCUGCGCUGCGAGGUGACGGAGGUCAUGGCCUCCUGGCAGCCAUGGAGGAGGCCAUCAACAUCUCUGAGGACCUGACCAUGGACGGACCCUGUCCAAAAACCCAGAGCAGCAGAACACAGGCUGCUGCUCAGGAGCGUGAUGAUGAGGAUGUGGUUCACAUGGGUCACGCCAUUAUGAGCUUCUAUUCAGCCCUGAUUGACCUGUUGGGUCGAUGUGCUCCGGAGAUGCACUUAAUUGAAGGAGGUAAAGGAGAAGCCAUUCGCGUCCGAGCCAUUCUGAGGUCACUGGUUCCCAUUCAGGAUCUGGAGGGAGUUGUGGGUCUUUCCUUUCAAAUCCCCUCAGUGUCAAAAGAGGGUGUGCUGGUGGAGUCAGACCUUUCUACACUCUUCUGCCCCGACCAUAAAGCCGCCGUGGUUCUGUUUCUCCACCGCGUUUACGGCAUCGACGACCAGAACUUUCUCCUCCACCUCCUAGAAGUUGGUUUCCUACCUGACCUUCAGGCUGCCGUUUCACUUGAUGCUGCUGAUCUAGGCUCCACCGACAUGGCACUGGCGCUCAACCGAUACCUGUGCACGUCUGUUCUUCCUCUGCUCAUCAAAUGCUCGCCUCUCUUCUGCGGCUUAGAUGACCACACCAAGUUGGUGGACGCUCUGAUCCAGGCCGUCUACAGCCUGUCCAGAGCUCUCAGUCUGACCAAGGCUCAGAGAGACACAAUAGAGGACUGUUUGUUGGCCGUGUCCAGUCAACUCCAACCGUCCACGCUGCAGAGUCUUCUCCGUCGCCUCGUCUUUGAUGUUCCUCGUCUGACUGAUCACAGCAAGAUGCCACUCAGGCUCCUGACCAGUCACUAUGAGCAGAGGUGGAAAUACUUGCUGAACGGCGGCCAAGGUGAUCAAAGAACCGCCUCUGUAGAGGAGCUGCUCCUUUCAACAACACUGUUCUGGGGGGUGUUCAAAGCCCUGGCCAAAAAGCCUUACAGGCCACAGUUGUUCAGCCUCUGUGUCCAGUGUCUGGCGGCCGUGGCCAAAGCUCUCCCUCCUGGCCACAUGGAUUUGAACUUUGUAUCUCAGAUGGAGAGAAGAACCUUCGUGGACACAGACGGACACUUUGACCCCCAGCCUGUGGAAACGUCCAGCAUUUCUGUGCCAGAGAGACUUGAAUUUGUGGUGAACAAGUAUGCAGAGCACACACAUGAGAAGUGGUCACUGGACAAGUUUGCAAAUGGAUGGGUUCACGGAGAGCAGCUGUGCGAGAACAACAAGGUUCACCCUCUCCUGAAGCCUUACAGGGCGCUGGCUGAGAAGGAGAAGGACUCGUACAGGUGGUCCAUCAAAGACAACAUUAAAACCAUGCUAGCCUUCGGAUGGAACAUAGAGCGAACCAAAGAGGAUGCGACUCAGGCUCAUACCUGUGCACGCCGAGUCUCUCAGUCUGGUCAGUUGUCCUUCGAAGGAGCUUCAACCUUCAGUCCCAAACCAAUGGACACGAGCAGCAUUACUUUGUCCUGGGGACAGUGUGCUAUGGCUGAACAGUUAGCUGAAAACUACUACAAUGUCUGGGCAAAGAAGAAGAAAUCAGAGCAUGAGUCUAAAGCAGGGGGCGCUCAUACAGGACUGGUGCCUUUUCACACCCUAACUGCCAAGGAAAAAAACAAAUUUAGAGACAGAGCGCAGGAUAUUCUCAAGUUUCUUCAUCUUAAUGGCUACACAGUGUGGAGAGAUCCUAAGAGCGUGGAGCUGGACUUUCCCGCCUCAUCACACUGCUUCAGCUACAACCUCCUCCAGCAGUUUCUGCGUCACAUGGAGGAGACGCAAGAACACAUAUUAGAACUGGAGGUGAUGCAGGCCAGAGGACAGAUGGGGAAAGGAGAGAAGGUUCCACACAAGCAGCAGAUUCAGUUUUUUUCCAAGGUCGUCCUUCCUCUUUUGGAGCAGUACGUGAAAAGCCACCGUCUGUAUUUCCUCUCCUCCAGCGGCAGCAGAAGCCACGCUUCAAAAAAAGAGAAAGAGAUAAUUGCACGCCUCUUCUGUAAGCUGGCAGCCUUAGUCAGGCACAGAGUCUCACUUUGUGGAAUUGAUGCGUCCUUCGUUGCAAACAGUCUCUGUGUCCUGGCUCAGUCUCUGGACGUCAGGUUACUGAUGCAGUUCUCUUCAGAGUUCAUCCAAGCGUCUCUGCACUCGUUCUUUGACGCAGCUGCAGUUGAUCUCCAGACUUGUUUGGAGAACCUCUCUGUGACGUCAGUGUCUCCGCCUCAGGGAAGGAGUCAACAUGCGAGAGGCGUGGCCAAAGUUCUCGCUUACACGAUCUCCAUCCUCCUCCCUACUCUCACGUCACUCUUUCAACAUGUUGCCAACCAGAACUACGGAGUUGAUCUGCUGGUGGGGAGUAUCCAGGUGUCCUGUUAUAGGAUCAUCAACAGCCUCCACUCACUUGGCAGCAGCGGCGGGCGGCAGAGGCCAGGAGCAGGUGCUUGUCUGGCAGCCCUGACCGCUGCCUUCCCUGUGUGUUACCUGGAGCCAGCCCUCAAUCCAAACAACCCUUAUUCCAUUUACAACACUCUGAGCGCUACGGAGAGAGAAGAUCUGGGUCUGUCAGAGGAGGCGCUGGACGUCUGUUCACUCCUGCCGUCUCUGGAACAGGCCGUGAAUGAAGUGGAGGAGUUAGCCGCUGCCGGAGCGCUAGCCGGACAUCCCAGCUUCUAUCAUGUUGUAGACGUCACCAUCCCCAUGUUGUGCAGCUACAUGUCCCGUUGGUGGCCACUGGGCCCGGAGGGUGUAGCCGGGUGCCAGAUGUUCACCUCCGUCACUCCCGGGCACGUCAGUGACCUCCUGGGCCACGUUCUCCGCAUCAUCCACAACCACGUGGGCACCAGCCAGGGAGACUGGAUGAAGCAGUUGGCAGUGUUUUCCCAGCCCAUCAUAUGUAAAGCUUCUCCGGAGCUGCUGAAAAGCCACUUCCUCCCACUGAUGGAAAAGUUGAGGAAAAAAGCCGAGUGUUUGCUGCUGGAAGAGGAGAAAGUGAAAGUAGCAGGAAGUUGUGGCUCUGAUGCAGAGCUGUUGAUACAGGAGAGGUUCACUGUCCUGGUGCGAGACCUCUACGCCUUUUAUCCUCUCCUCAUCCCAUUUGUUGAUUCUCACCGAGCCAGUUGGUUGACGGUGUCAAACCCUGAGGCGGAGCAGCUGUUCAGCAUGGUGGCUGAGGUCUUCAUAUUCUGGGCCAAAUCUCACAAUUUCAAAUGGGAGGAACAGAACUACGUGGUACAAAAUGAAAUUAACAACCUGGUCUUUUUAGUCAACGGAGACAAAACGUCCAAGUUCCACCAGGAGAGGAGGAUGAAGAGGAAGGGCGAUCGCUAUUCCAUACACACGUCGCUCAUUGUGGCUUCAGUGAAGAGACUGCUUCCUGUGGGACUCAGGGCUUGUUUUCCAAAUGAGCAGAACCUUAUCAAGAGCGGCUUCACACAGAAGAAACCUGAAGACGAGAUUCGAGAGCAGGUCCUGCGUUCCCUCCUCCAGCUUCACAGUCAGGAAAGCCUUCCUGCAGAGCCUCCAGUGGAGACGGCGACUGAGCUUCAAACGACUGUGGACAGAAUCAUGGAGACAGCGUGUGUCCUUCAUCACCUCGAGCAGGUGGAACACCCACAGAGGAGUAAAAGACAGACGCGACACAGGGUUCUUUCUAAACAAAGGAAACGAGCAGUGGUGGCCUGUCUGAGGAUGGCUCCUCUCUACAACCUCCCCAGACACAGAGCCGUCAACCUGUUUCUGCGAGGCUAUAAUAAAUCCUGGAUUUCAGCUGAGGACCGCAGCUCUGAGGAGAAGCUGGUGGAGGAUUUAGCCAGGGGACGAGUGAUGGAGCCGCGUAAUCACCACACAAUGGGAGAAAAGGAUGAAGGCGAAGGUGCCAAAGCCAUCGAUCCACUCCUGCAACUCAUCACAUUCUUCAGUCGUAGCGCCCUCACCGACAGCAGUAACCUUGGCAAUGACAGCCUGUACAUGUCCUACGCUGCUCUCAUGGCUAAGAGCUGCCACAGAGAGGACGACGGUGAGAAACCGGAGGUGGAAAGCUUUGAAGAGAAGGAGAUGGAGAAACAGAGGUUACUCUACCAGCAGGCCAGGUUGCAUCUGCGUGGAGCCUCAGAGAUGGUCCUGCAGUCUAUCAGCGCCAGCAAAGGUUCCAUGGGGUCCAUAGUUGCCCCCACCUUGAAGCUGGGUAUAGCCGUCCUCAAUGGAGGAAACCUGACAGUUCAACAGAAAAUGCUGGAUUACCUCAGAGAGAGGAGGGAUGUUGGCUUCUUUCAGAGCAUGGCCGGACUCAUGCGGUCAUGCAGUGUUCUGGAUCUGAACGCAUUUGAGAGGCAGAACAAAGCAGAGGGAUUAGGCACGGCCUUGGAGCAGCUCUCAGGGGACAAAGUGAUGCCUGACAAGGAUCUGACCUGUGACCUGUUCCGAUUUCUACAGCUGCUGUGUGAAGGACACAACUCAGAAUUUCAGAAUUACUUGAGAACACAGUCAGGAAACAACACCACUGUGAACAUCAUCAUAUCCACAGUGGACUAUUUACUGAGAGUGCAGGAGUCGAUCAGUGACUUCUACUGGUACUACUCUGGUAAAGAUGUCAUCGAUGAACAUGGCCAACACAACUUCUCCAAGGCAAUCGAAGUGUCAAAACAAGUCUUCAACACACUCACUGAGUACAUCCAGGGUCCGUGUACUGGGAAUCAGCAGAGUCUCGCUCACAGCCGACUGUGGGACGCCAUCGCUGGAUUCCUCCACGUUUUUGCCCACAUGCAAAUGAAGCUGUCGCAGGAUCCGAGGCAGAUUGAUCUCCUGAAGGAGCUGAUGGAUCUCCAGAAGGACAUGGUGGUGUUUCUACUUUCCAUGCUGGAAGGUAAUGUUGUCAACGGGACUAUUGGAAAGCAAAUGGUGGACAUGUUGGUGGAAUCUACGGGUAAUGUGGAGAUGAUCCUCAGGUUUUUUGACAUGUUCCUCAAGCUUAAGGACUUCACCUCCUCCGAUGCCUUCAGGGAGUACAACGCUGACCACAGCGGAUGCAUAUCCAGGAAAGAGUUUCAGAAAGCCAUGGAGAACUGCAAACGUUUCUCAGCAGCCGAGACUAAUUUCAUCCUCUCCUGCACCGAGACGGACAAAAGUGAAACCGUGGAUUACAAGUCUUUCGUGGAAUGUUUCCACGAGCCGGCCAAAGACAUCGGCUUCAGCAUCGCUGUCCUGCUCACAAAUCUGUCGGAACACAUGCCCAAAGACUCCCGGCUGCAGACGUUCUUGGAACCGGCGGCGUGCGUCCUCACUUACUUUCGGCCCUAUCUGGGCCGCAUCGAGAUCCUGGGCAGCGGGAAGCGGAUCGAGCGUGUCUACUUUGAGAUCAGCCAAUCCAGCCGCACACAGUGGGAGAAGCCGCAGGUCAAGGAGUCCAAGAGGCAGUUUAUCUUUGAUGUCAUCAACAAAGCGGGAGAGAAGGAAAAAAUGGAAAUGUUUGUUAACUUCUGUGAAGACACCAUCUUUGAAAUGCAACUGGCAGCCCAAAUAUCUGACUCUGACCCGGGAGAGAGAAAUGCAGAGAAUGGACAAGAUGGAAACAGCACCAACAAAGAAGAAGAAGAAGCUGAAACAAAGGAAAUGUCUUUUUUGGGUCAGUGGUUUCUGCUGCUAACAGGUCUGUUUUCUUUGACGAACCUAAAGACGUUAAUGAGAAUGACUCUGAAGGAGGUUCUGGUGUCGGUUCUGAGCCUGGUAAAGGUAGUUUUAAAGGCUCAGGUGCGGUGGAGUUGUCUGGUGAUCCGGACAUUCCUGUACGUCCUUUUCAUAGUUUUUGUCAGCGGAGGUCUCAUAGAAAAAGCCAAAAGGAUGAAGAUUUCAGAUCUGUUCGCUGGUAUCCUUGAGCCAACCCUUGAUGAGGUCACUAACGUGCCAAGUGGUGUGAAUCGGCUCAGGAAGUACUCGGCCUGUUUCUCCUCCCAGACAGAAUUGAGGGAGAUUGGAAAGGAGGCAGCUGUGACCCCCCGGAGGGAGGUGGAGGUAGUGUCAGACAUAUUUGGACUGAAAGUGAAGAAAGAAGGAGGUCAGUACAGAAUUAUGGCUCAAGACCUAACAGGUAGCCUGAGUGACCUGUUCAGCAUCACCUCUGUGGACUUCCAUGGAACGCAUCAGAAGAAGGUUCACACUGUGGCAGAAGAAAAUGCAGAAAAUACAGGAGGGUCUGAAAAGGAGGAAACAAACAUAAAUGAAGGAACAGAAUUGGACCAGAAGAAUUUGAAUGAGAAACCGGAGGCCGAAAGAGGAGUUAAAAUACGACCUAAUAAGUCAAAGAGCCGUCGGUCGGUUUUCUGGGAGAUGAUACACACGUUGAAUCUCAGUCUACUGAACUACUUUGCAAGAAAUUUUUACAACAUGCGUUUACUGGCCCUUUUUGUGGCCUUUGCCAUCAACUUCAUCCUCCUCUUCUACAAGGUAUCACCCUCGCCUGCACCACGGGUGGAGGAGGAAGGUGCGGUCACAGCGGUUCACAGCACGGUCGAGGGUUCUGUCGCCGAAGACCACGACGAGGCCAGAGUUUGUUUUGUUUUGGAGGAGACCAGCGGAUACAUGGAGCCGUCUCUCUGCCUCUUCGCCGUGGCUCACACCAUUAUCUCCUUCUGCUGUAUUAUCGGUUAUUACUGCCUGAAGGUACCGCUGGUGAUCUUCAAGCGUGAGAAGGACGUAGCACGGAGGCUGGAGUUUGACGGACUCUACGUGACGGAACAGCCCCCCGAGGAGGACAUCAAAGGCCAGUGGGACCGACUGGUCAUCAACACACCGUCAUUUCCAAGUAACUACUGGGAUAAAUUUGUAAAGAGAAAGGUGAUGGAUAAGUACGGUGAGCUCUACGGUCAUGAGAAGAUCAGUGAACUGCUGGGUUUGGACCAAUCAGCUUCAGACUUCAGUUCUGGGAGAAAAGGAAGGAAGUGGCUGAAGAGGGACUCGGGUAUUGGUGCACUCUUCCCCUCUGCUGACAUCAAAUAUCAGAUCUGGAAACUUGGAGUUGUGUUCACCGACCAUUCCUUCCUGUACCUGGCCUGGUACAUGGCCAUGUCAGUUCUGGGUCACUACAACAACUUUUUCUUUGCGGCCCACCUCCUGGACAUCGCCAUGGGCUUCAAGACACUUCGCACCAUCCUGUCCUCUGUCACACACAAUGGGAAGCAGUUGGUCCUGACUGUUGGAUUGUUGGCAGUCGUCGUCUACCUCUACACCGUCGUGGCCUUCAACUUCUUCAGAAAAUUCUACAAUAAGAGCGAUGACAACGGCACUGAAGACAUGAAGUGCAACGACAUGCUUACUUGUUACAUGUUCCACAUGUAUGUGGGAGUGCGUGCUGGCGGAGGCAUCGGUGACGAGAUCGACGACCCCGCCGGAGAUGAGUUUGAGGUGGAGCGUAUUGUCUUUGACAUCACGUUCUUCUUCUUUGUCAUCAUCAUCCUCCUGGCCAUCAUUCAGGGUUUAAUAAUUGAUGCCUUUGGGGAGCUCCGUGACCAGCAGGAGCAGGUGAAGGAGGACAUGGAGACCAAAUGUUUCAUAUGUGGGACAGGAAGUGAAUAUUUCGACACGGUCCCUCACGGGUUUGAGACCCACACCCUGCAGGAGCACAACCUGGCCAACUACCUGUUCUUCCUGAUGUACCUCAUUAACAAGGAUGAAACUGAACACACGGGGCAGUGAUCCUAUGUGUGGAAGAUGUACCAGGAGCGCUGCUGGGAAUUCUUUCCUGUGGGGGAUUGUUUCCGUAAACAAUACGAGGAUCAACUGGGAUG
Cynoglossus semilaevis (tongue sole) is the source of this 14963-nucleotide messenger RNA. Its product is annotated as ryanodine receptor 2. NCBI's taxonomy places the organism in Eukaryota, Metazoa, Chordata, Actinopteri, Pleuronectiformes, Cynoglossidae. Gene Ontology annotation, biological process: release of sequestered calcium ion into cytosol by sarcoplasmic reticulum; intracellular calcium ion homeostasis; striated muscle contraction. The transcript has 104 exons. Gene Ontology annotation, cellular component: smooth endoplasmic reticulum; calcium channel complex; sarcoplasmic reticulum membrane. Gene Ontology annotation, molecular function: protein binding; ryanodine-sensitive calcium-release channel activity; calcium ion binding. The coding region runs from base 283 to 14871 and encodes 4862 amino acids. The record is from RefSeq and is a predicted model, not a curated record.